Molecule: messenger RNA, 2781 nt
Organism: Gigantopelta aegis
Lineage: Eukaryota; Metazoa; Mollusca; Gastropoda; Neomphalida; Peltospiridae
Product: toll-like receptor 13
Exons: 2
Biological process (GO): toll-like receptor signaling pathway; immune response; inflammatory response
Cellular component (GO): membrane
Molecular function (GO): transmembrane signaling receptor activity; protein binding
Source: RefSeq, a predicted model, not a curated record
UGCAGCUGGAAGCACCUUUUGAUAUCAGUUGACAACAUUAUUAUCAUUAUACAACAACAACAACAACAACAACUGCAGGAUUUGUGACGAAUUUCGUGCAUCUAUUGUAUAUUUCUAACAGACUCGUGCUAGGUUUUACGAGUCUUUGGCAUAUGACAAGAAUGUUCAGUAUGACUUAUCGACAUGUAUGGGCACUCUUAGCGGUUCUUCUCUUCACACGCGGCCUUGCAUUUGAAGACACUUCCACCACGAAAUGUCCAAGUGUGUGCCAGUGUCGACACCACAAAAUCGCGAUAUGUGGCAAAUACAACCCCGGCCUGACAAGCAUUCCUGCGGUGCCAUCUUACAUAAAGACAUUCGUAUUGCUAAAUGCCAGAAUUCCUAUAGUUAACAGGUCGGUUCUGUUACCAAUUUCUACCUGCGUCUUGCAUACUCUGGAACUUCGCAGCGACGGUAUUACGGUUCUAUCAGAGGAUACGUUCACAGACUUCCAGGACCUCGAGAAACUUGACCUCAGUGGAAACAUCAUUCCAGUACCUUUGUUGAGAAUGGCCUUUCGGUCUGUUGGAAAACAUUUAGAUACAAUCGUUCUCAGUAGCAUGAGCCUGAACAACGUCACUGAGGACCUGUUUGAAGACACCAAUGUUCAAAACGUGUCAGCAUUUAUUUUAAAGCAAAACUACCUUUUGUUUCUAAACGAGUCUGUGUUCGCAAACAUGCCAUCAUUGUCAAUGUUGGAUGUGAGUUACAAUCAUAUACAAAGUCUUUCCAGCUGGCAAACAAUGAACAUUAGGAGUCUAAGUCUAGGAUACAAUUGGCUGAGAAAGGUGCCAGAUUUCUGUUGGCCUAAUGGCAGCACCCGUUAUAACAGAUUGGAAAACCUGAAUGUUGAGAAUAACGGAAUUAGGAUAAUUAAGAAGAAUUCAUUUUCUUGUCUCGACAAUCUAAAGAACUUGACGUUAAAUGCCAAUCAAAUGCAACUCAUCCCAAACAAUGCUUUUAGCAAACUCCCUAGGUUAGAAAGUUUGUAUUUAAAUUCUCUCGCAUAACUGAAAACUAUAGACGAGUUUGCAUUUAACUCAUCCCUUCUGCGGCUCCAGUUAUCAAAAAAUCCAAAAAUAACACAGGAGUUGUUUAGGAAUGGGAUUCCUUUUCGUUUUGCCACUAAGUUAAAAGAACUGGUUUUGCAGGAAACGCGAAUAUACCUCCCAUUGGAUUCCUUAAGAACGAUGCUACUCCAACUUAAGUCCAUUGAAUAUCUGAAUCUUCAGAGAACUCGAAUAAACACAAUCCCACCAAAGACUCUUUCAAAUCUUCCCUUUUUGAGAAGAUUAGAUGUUCAAGGAAAUUAUCUGGCCAGAUGGGAUUCCGAGACAUUUAGCAACGUGACCCACUUAGAUUAUUUAAAUCUUGAUGGCAAUCGCAUUAGCAUCAUCAACGAAACGUCAUUCCCGUUUGAGAUGAGAAGCAGGAUCAAACAGAUCAAUCUGGGCAACAACGACUUUCUUUGUACGUGCGACUUGCUGUGGUUCCGUACGUGGAUGACACAAGCGAUGAAGAAUGAAACUGUCGUGUUCGUUAACUAUCCCCAGCGAUACUACUGCAAGAAUCCCACACACAUUCACCUGGACAAAUAUAACCCUACGCGCGAAUCCUGCAAAAAGCUGAGUCCUUACGUUAUACCUGUGGCAGCUGCUGGGUCUUUUGUCGUAGUGGCGGUGGUGGUCAUGGUCGUAGUGUACCGUAAUCGCUGGAAUAUUCGAUACUGCUUCUACUCCAGACGACGACACCAGUAUCAGCAGCUCCCGGGAAGAGACGUCAACAUCAAAUAUGACGCGUUUGUGUCAUGCGAUUCCAGUGACAUGGACUGGGUCCUGGCGGAGGUGUGUACCUUUCUGGAAGACGAAUUAGGACGCAGGUUGUGCAUGCACGAAAGGGACUUUGAGGGAGCGAAGAUGAUCAUUGACAAUAUUAUGGACUGCAUGGAGGAGAGCGAGAAAAUCAUCUUGAUAAUAUCGAAUAAUUUUGCCAGAAGUAAAUGGUGCCGGUGCGAGUUGAAGAUUGCUAUUAAUGAACAUCUGGAAAGCGAGAAGCAGGUCAUCGUGAUCAUCCGUGAACCCGUUUACAGAAAGCAUAUGACUCGACCUCUGAAAGCGCUGUUCGACACAACUACUUACAUUGAAUGGGGGGAGGAUGUCAAUGCAAGACAGAUGUUCAGAACUCGCUUGGCAGAUUUAAUGGGUUGUGAGGAUACUGAUCGGAAUGAAGCGAGGGCCUAAACAGGAUUAAGCAGAGCUGUACCUAGCAAAAGAGAUAUGCAGGGAAGCAGUUGCAAAAGAGCACACUACUGAAAAUAGUUUUGUAAUGGUUCAAAAUAACCUUUUUUUGCCUAGCGGGAGAAUAUAGUGUGUUGUGGUUCGUCUUUUAUCAGCACCUCCCCUUCCAGUUAUUUUAAGCUAGGUACGACCCUAUUAAUAGAUGUUGUCGCGUAAGGGAACGAGUUCGGGGAGCAGCAAAAAAUCUUCAAGGAUUGGAGAGCAAUUACCGCGAGAUGUUCAAGAACGGCGAAAGAAACUAACUCCUUUGAUGAAACGUCUGAGAGGGACUGGGAUAAAUAUGAAACUGUCUGCUGAUAAACUGUAUGUGAAUGGACGUAUUCAUGAUGGUCCGGCCUCGGUGGCGCAGUGGUUAAACCAUCGGACUACAGACUGGUAGGUACUGGGUUCUGAUCCCUGUCGAGGCAUGGGCUUUUUAAUCCAGAUAUCGACUCCAAACCCUGAG